AUGUUCCAGGUUACCAGUCGAUCAGCGGGAAAAGCACAGGUUCUACGAGUUGGCCUAGAUCGAUGGAACCAAGAGUGCGACCUGUCCUGCUUGGCAGGCUACAUUCUUGACGAGAUGUAUCGCUUCAAAGAUCCCGAGAAUCUUCUUGUGUUUCCAAACGAGACAAUAGCUUUGCUGUUGAACCGCUACAUCGAAGGGGAUUUCCAUGAAGAGCUGAAGAACAUGUUGGACUCCAUGGACCCAGCGUUCAAGCCAGAGCAAUGCUCGAUGUGGGUGGAAAACCUACCGGCGUCCACCACCAAUAUGCUAGUCACUACAGAGGCAGCGGACGAGAAGAUCACCGCCCUCAACGACACCCACACAAAGUUCCAAUUCCAAGCCGAUGCACUCUCUCUCGCUCGGGACGCGGCGAGAACCAGAUUGGAUCUUCGCUUGCCUCACAGUAUUUGCGCCAGCAUUGUCACCAUCGAGCAGGACCACUACACGAUCUUCAGGAUGAACUCAGCAAGGAGUUUGUCAGACGUCCAGGAAACAGCCCAACUGCUCAGUGGAGAGGAACUGCCCGAAGUGGUCAUCUCAUCAUUGCUCAACAACUCGAAAACCGGAAGCUUGGUUGGAAUCGUGAACCUGACCCCAUAUGACGCGCACUUGGAGAUGUCCCUUUUGAAGCGGAAGUCCAACAAUCCAGAGCACCAGUUCCGAAGCCUGUCUUUGAGCACAGACCACGUUGAUUGGAAACAUGGCGGAUCCUUGAUGGGCAACGUUCGAAAAUAUGACCCAGUUCCACCGCCCAGCGAGUCUCUCAACACCUCGGAGUUUCCUCUGAAGCUGGCCAAGCUGACCGUCAACCCCGCCCUGAAGGGCGUUAAGAAGUACCGAAUUGAGCUAGCAAAUGAAGUCAGGGCCCGGUAUCUUGACCAUCCAGUUUACGGAGGUGACUGGCGAUCUCUCAUUUUGGACUUCGACCGAAAGUUUUGCAGCGAGGGCGAACGUCCUACGGACAAGGCGAUUGUGCCUGCAGAGGUUGAGGAGGAUCCAGUUCCACCGGCUUUCACCUCGGAGCCAAGCACGCUGGAUCAGCUUCAAGAAGCUUACUUGGUGGAAAACAAAGUGCCAGGGCGAUCGCCUGGAACAGUGUUGAUGUUGACUUCCGCACAACGACGAGAUGGAUCCAAGGUUGCCCACCAAGAUGUGGAUAUCAGCCACGAAGAGUUCCAGUUGGCCCAUGGCAAAUCCACCUGGCUCAAGGCUGAGCGUGUCCAGAAGAUGAUUCGAGAGAACUCCGGAGGAGGCAAGAAAAAGGUUGAGAAGGAGGAAGGGGACAACACACCACCCGAGGAUCCAGAGGAGCAGGAGGAGCAGGAGCAGGACACCCGUGCGCAAGCGAAAGCAAAGUCGGACAAUGUGCUGGAUUCUGAAGAGGAGUUUUCCGAAGACUCGCCAGCAGAUUCUGAUCGAACCAGACGUUUGGGCGACUGGGACGAGGAAGAGCCCAAGAAGAAGAAGGUCAAAGUGGAAGACACCAAGACUGUGAAGCCCAAGGAAGAGGAAAAGCCUGAGCAGAAUCUCAAGCAGAUGUACUGGGACUUUGUCCAUGAAGAGCAAAAACGCCUCAAGAAGGCUCACCCGGACAUGUCUGGCAAGGAUAUCUUGAAGAGCGCUCGUGGGGCGUGGAAAUCUCACCCAGCUCGGACUAGUGUGAUGGAGCACCUGUCCAAAUCUGAGUUAAGCCGUGAUCCAUUCCAAUACGUGAUUCCUGCCAAGUGGAGCAACGAUAUGUCCAAGGUUGUCUUGGAGAUACAGAGUGAAACCUCCAAACAAUGUACGGACUCGUCUCCGUGCUCGCUCAGAGACCUGAUCCGUGAGCUGGAAGAGGAAGGCAUCGUGGACGUGAAGCUCCAUGGUCAUUCCUGCGAACGACCGUCUGAUGUGGAUUCGUCUUCAGGCUUGCUAGUGUGGGGGUUCUCGUCGUCUCCAACUGGGCCAAUCAUAACCAAACCACACUUGAGUGAAAUGUUUUACUCAGACUGCAUCAAACUUGUUGUCCACUUUGUUUGCCUUGUAGGACAAGAUUUCUUUUGCAUCAAGCCUUCUUCCACCACCAGCGCUGGGAUGUUCGCCUAUACCCCUGGGAUGGACAACCUGAAGUUCACUUCACUGGCAAGUUUCUUCCCGAAGGAGGUGGGGACUAGGGAAUGUUUAUACCACAGUUCAUUAAGUUUGCUUCCAACACAUUUCCAGGUGAUGGACUUGAGCCCAAUGCUCGCCCGCUACUGGAGGGUGGCAUACAUAAAGGCAGACAAGGCCACAGAGUCAAUGCUUCGUUUAUCACUUAAGCGUAUCAUUCAAACCAAUCGGUCCGACGACCCUUCUCGCCUUCAGGAGCUCAAGCCGAGCGGCUCGACCGCAUGUGGCAACGAUUGGCAAGUGAAAGAAACAAACACUCGUGAUCAAUCUAAACUUUUAGAUUCUAAACUGUGA
Messenger RNA from Durusdinium trenchii, 2481 nucleotides. The record is from the annotation of a GenBank genome assembly. Lineage: Eukaryota; Dinophyceae; Suessiales; Symbiodiniaceae.